AUGAGUACCUUGUCCACCAUUUGUCAGAAACACAUCAAACACAUUGAAGGUACUUUAUUAAUUAAAUACUUAGCAUUCUGUUCUGAUGAUUGUUCAAUGUUAUGUAUUAAUUGCAUUCUCUAUGAUGGUCAUAAAGGCCAUUAGUUUCAAUCUUUGGAUGAUGUAAUUUACUAUUCUCUAAUUAGAGUUUACGAAUGGAAUUAAAUAGAUUUUACUCUAUUUCUGAAAAUGUCCAAUAAAAUCAUUAGAAAGCCAUUAAGCAUUUUUAAUAGUUAGCAUAGAUGAAUGACCAACUUGACAUAGAAUAUCAAAGACUUAAUAUUGAAAUAACCAAAUUUUUCAAUUCAAUUAGACAAUCCAUCCAAGAACGAGAAUCCAAACUUCAGGAAUAAGUAAUCUACUUUUAACUCUUAGUUAAAUUAAUCACUUAUCAACUAGAAACAAUAGAUUUCUCAAAAUUAAUCGAAGCUGUAAAUACAAUUAUAAGAUAUUAAUGAUUAUUUAUAAGAACUCUCAGAAUUAGACGAAAAAUCUUAAGAUCCUAUUAAAUUUUUAUAAAAUACUUAAAAUAGAACUAAACUAAUCAAUAAAUUACCGAAAUCUAUUCUAACAAUUGAUUAAUAAAUUAAAUUUCCUGAACUUAAUAAAGAACAUGAAAAUUAAAAUAUUAUUAAACUUUUAUCUAAAAAAACGAACUCAUAACAAAUUUUACCACCUCCUCCUACUUAAUAGACAGCAUCAACUUAAUAAAAAAUAGUUUAAUCAAUUAAAAAAUAAAGCAAUAAUUAAUAGUAAUCAUCUUAUAAUGCUUAAUAUCAAUAAUAAUAAAAUUAAAUCAUUUAGCAGUAAACUUAAUAAUAAUAAUAAAAAAAAAUGAAUUAAUCUAAAAAAGUACCUUUAAGUGAAACUAAUGGACCUUGUGCAGUUUAAAUAAAUCUAAAGAAGAAAGUAGAAGAAAAAUAAAUUAAUCAAGUGAGAUUGACAAAUUUUUAAGAAGCAAGAAAUCAGAUGAAAGAAAGAAACUAUGAAAAAAGUAUAGAAAGGAGAAAAGAUAGAGAUCAUAGUACUCCAAGAAGAUUAUUUAAAAAUUAAUCAAAAGUUAGUUAAGAUCCAUAAUCACCAUUUGCGCAUUAGGAUGAUUCAAAAUAAGAUUUUAAUACAUUUUUAAAUUCAAUACAUGAUUUUGAACCUGAAUUAACUAAUGUUAGUCAUAUGUCAAUGGAUUAUCAAUAUAUUACAAUAGGCGGUUUUGUUGAUAGUUUAAAAUAAAUUGUUGAAAAAUAUGAUAUAAAAACAGAUUAUCCAAGUGAAAAAGAUUAAUUAAAAAAUAACAGAUGUAAAUUUGGUAUCGCACAUUUAAUAAAUGGAAAUGUUUUACUAAUGGGUGGAAAAGUUGAUGGAGUUCGUAUUGAUACAUGUGAAGAGUAUAAUUAUAAAGAUAAGAAAGUUAUUUAAUCAAAAAUUAAAUUACCAUCUUCCAGAAGUGGAUUUGGUACAUUGAAUGUAAAUUAAUUUAUUUAUGUAAUUGGUGGUAAUGAUGGUUAAGGUAAUUUUAAUUUGUUAUGAUUUUUAGAGAAUUUAAAAGAUUUCGAUUGUUUUAAUUAGAUAGAUAAUAAUUGGAUUAAGUUUCCAACAAUGAUAGAAGCCAGAGAUGAAUUGGCUGUUUGUAUGUAUGAGAAUGCAAUAUUUGCAAUAGGAGGAUUUGGUGGAUAAUGUAAUGAAAUAAUAUUUAAUAUUUUUAGUUAAUACAUGUCUUAAGACUGUUGAAGUUUUCACUUCAGGUAAAUGGGGACAUUGUGCUCCAUUAAAUAUACCAAGAAGAGCAUUAGCAGGAGUUUCAUUGCCUGAUGGAAUAUAUGCAAUUGGAGGUUUUGAUGGAACAUAAUAUCUAAACAGCGUAGAAAAGUAUGAAGAUGGUCGAUGGACUUUAAUUGAACCUAUGAUCCAUCCCAGAUGUACUCUCUCUGCUUUACCAACUCCAGAUAAUUAAUAUAUUUAUGUAUUUGGAGGAUUCGAUAAUGGUCCUCUUGAUUCAGUUGAAAAGUAUCAUUCUUAAAUUAAAUUCAAGAUAUUCAGUAUUAAGUGGAAAUUGGGAAGAAAUUAAUUCAUUGUUGGCUAAAAGGUUUAUGCAUUAAACCUUUAUUACACUAUCAUGA
This is a messenger RNA of Paramecium sonneborni, 2156 nucleotides long. Lineage: Eukaryota; Ciliophora; Oligohymenophorea; Peniculida; Parameciidae. The record is from the annotation of a GenBank genome assembly.